GAGAGAUUCUCUCUAAAUCUAACCCCGAAGAGUGGAGGUAUGUUCCAUCCAAAACGAACGUUGCAGAUGAUGCAACAAAGUGGGCCAACGGACCUAAUUUGAAAGCCGACAGCCGUUGGUUCCAAGGACCGGAGUUCCUGUGGAUGCCAGAAGAAUCCUGGCCAAGACAAGCUGAAUUCGAGCCAACGGAUGCAGAAGCUAGGCCUUGUCACGUCCACCUGGUGGAGCAAAACGAUAUAGUCAUCGAUUGGAAUCGCUUUUCAAAGUUUGAAAGACUUCGUCGAACGGUUGCUUACGUCCAUCGCUUCAUUGACAACUGUCGGCGUAAGGCGGCGAAACAGCCGCUGCAAUCAUCGCAUAUAACAUACGAUGAACUCAACAUGGCAGAAAAUUCUUUGUGGCAAUUGGUGCAGCAAGCAGAGUUUCCAGACGAAAUACUCCAGCUCCGGAAAGCGAAUGAAGGACGGAUGAGGAAACAAAUUCGAACGAGUCGGCUCUACAAAUUAUCACCAUUCCUCGACGAGCGUGGUGUAGUUAGAAUGGAUACAAGGUUAUCCGGAGCAAUCUUUGUUCCCUACGAUACAAAAUUCCCCAUAAUUCUGCCGAAAGGACAUCGCCUCACUAAUCUGAUCGUCGAAUGGUACCAUCGAAUCUAUCUGCACGGUAACCACGAAACUGUUAUCAACGAGGUCCGCCAACGAUUCCACGUUCCUUGUCUCCGAUCAUUGGUGCGGAAUCUAUCCAGAACGUGUAUGCAGUGUAGAGUCUCUAAAGCAAAACCAUCAUGUCCCCGCGAAGCGCCGCUUCCUGAAGCGAGGCUUAGCCCAUAUACUCGACCAUUCAGUUUCGUUGGGCUGGACUACUUCGGUCCCAUCCAAGUCAAAGUCGGACAAUCUCUGGCGAAGCGAUGGGUGGCUUUGUUUACAUGCCUCACCAUUUGUGCCGUUCAUUUAGAGGUCGUGCAUUCUCUGUCCACUGAAGCGUGUAAGAUGGCCAUCCGGCGAUAG
Armigeres subalbatus is the source of this 1007-nucleotide messenger RNA. RefSeq lists its product as uncharacterized. The annotation marks the transcript as partial. The transcript has a single exon. NCBI's taxonomy places the organism in Eukaryota, Metazoa, Arthropoda, Insecta, Diptera, Culicidae. The record is from RefSeq and is a predicted model, not a curated record. Gene Ontology annotation, molecular function: nucleic acid binding.